UAUGCCCUAUUGGAUUUGUUUGCUUGCUAUUAGACUGACCACCUUUGUACCGAACCCUGCUGAGUAAAGUUUAUUCUCCUCUACCCCUGAGUUUGAGUCGUGCGUUUGAGUUCAUCCUAUCACCACCACUACGUUUCACAUAUAAGAGAUCAACCAAUGCACUGCAGUCAUAUCAUCUUCAGUCUUCACACAGGCCGUCUCUUCUCUCGAGGCUCACUCAUCAUCAGCAGCACUUCUGUCAACAUGAGGACCCUGGCUGCUCUUCUGGCUCUGGUGCUGGUCAUCUCAGUUAAUGCGCAGGAUGGUAUCACUACACUCCAAUGCUGUGGAGAACACUACUCUAAGACGAUUCCAGCAGGCAAGGUGGUGUCUUACUCCACGACCAGCAGUGGAUGCCACCUGAAAGCUCAUGUGUUUAAAACAGUGGCAGGAAAGGAGUUCUGUGUAAACCCAGACCUGGCCUGGGUAAAGAAGAUUGUCACCAAGUUGGACAAGAAGCCAAGUGCUGCUUAAACCUCCCAUCUGUAAAUGAAUCAUCACCAUCUAUGUUGGUUUCUGCAGAACUCCCACCAGGACAUUUCUGUGUUGUCUGAUGACAGUGAUUCAUUCAACUGACUUAAGAUAAUUCAAUCUCUGAAUGUGGCAGCUAUUGUAUCAUAAGAUAAUAUUUAUAUUAAAAUUCAGUUUUGGUAAAAAAAAAGAAAGAAAUUAUGUUGGGUAUUAUUUUAUAUUAUCCUUCACUGCAUAAUAGGCAUUUAAGAGAGUGUAUUUAGGAAAUGGGACGGUUAAACACUCUUUAUCAUUCUAGAGUAAAUCUGUGAUAAAAUAAGUCGAUUGAAGAAUCAUGACACCUGCCAUCCACCUAACCUAUCUGAUGAAAUGGCAGAUGCUCUUUCUUGGGGUGAUGAACACACUACUAGAUUUGCAGGUGUAUGAUAAUGAUAACAAGAUAGAAGGAGAACGGAAAGAUUAACAGUGAAAAGACAUUGCCCCCUAAAAAAGACUCCAGGGUGGGAAUUUCUUGGUAAUUCUUUAAUCAUUUUCAGAUUAUUCAUAUAUUUUUCAAAGAAAAAAAAUGGUUCUCUUGUAUAGGAUUUCCCUGAAGUCUUUGAAGAGUGUGAAAGCAGGCAUGGCUGAAAUGUGUAACGACCAUUUUUAUACAUGUAUUGUGCCUUUCAUAGUUGGCACGCUAAAUCAUUCAACUGUGAUUAUAGAGAAUUUUAGAGAGAGAUUAUAGAGAGUUUUUGAUUUAUUCUUCCACACCUUACUGAGGCCUUGGAGUAUUCCUGAAUAAAAACAACAUUUAAAUAUU
Clupea harengus (Atlantic herring) is the source of this 1312-nucleotide messenger RNA. RefSeq names its product monocyte chemotactic protein 1B-like. Gene Ontology annotation, molecular function: chemokine activity. Gene Ontology annotation, biological process: immune response. NCBI's taxonomy places the organism in Eukaryota, Metazoa, Chordata, Actinopteri, Clupeiformes, Clupeidae. The record is from RefSeq and is a predicted model, not a curated record. Gene Ontology annotation, cellular component: extracellular region.